CGUUGUACGUCUGUCAAAAAGCGCAAAGUUUUGAGCGGUCUAAUUUCGAUGGAAUCCAGCGGCGUUUAGUGUUUUUAUUCCUCUAAUGGGAAAGAUCCACCGUAGGGACGAACUGGAGAUAAUACCGUUAACAGAGAGCAUACAAAACAGACGCAGCAUACAGAGGAAACGGUUGAAAAUGCAGAGGACACCGUACAUGUCCGAUCCCUCGAUCCUUCCACGCGUACAGAAGUACCUGGAGUCGAAUUUGGACAAGAACUACGUGGACAUUAAUGCGAUGGCGGAUGAGCUUCAGUCCCAGUACAGGGAGUAUGCCAAAAGGAAGCGAAGUGCUUUCAGGGCUGCAGUCAAGAAGGCUUAUUCGGUGGUGCUCAACAACUACGGGAACGACGACAACGGCAGCACCGAAGACGACGACGACGACGACGAAGAGGAGGAUCUACCAGAGGACCAUCGAUAUUAUAUGAACCCACUAAAUCGAUUGUCAAAGAAACAAUCCCAUGGGGCGUCCAGAGAUUUCUAUUCCCAGUUGCAUCACUUACAUGAACUUGAAGCUCAUCCCAUUAACAGACAAAAUCAAAUGCACAGUCAUAAGAACAACACGAUGAACUCACAGCUGAUGAACCUGUACAACCGCAGCGGCAAUCGCCCUCAGACGUCCAGAGGUAAGGAGAUCGAGGACAGCGAGCUGAUCGUCGACAUCAGCAGCGACGACGAUUCGGAGAAGACGAAGGACAUGAACAGCACGAGACCGCCCAACGGCGCCUCCACCUCGCACAUGCCCUGUUUUCCCGCUGGCAAGCGUGUGGCGGACCCUGAACCCCUGGAAAUUGCCGUCAACCCGUACGAGAUGGCCACCAGGAAGAGGAAGUUCGAAAAUUCCAGUCUCAACUCUAAUAAUCAAGCACAGACAAACAACAUACCAAAUGCUAAAAAGAAAAAAGGUGUGUCCACGCUGGAGAAGUCCUCGAUCACUUUUAAAGACGUGGGAGGCAUGAACAGAGUGUUGGAGGACGUGUGUAAGCUGUUGCUUCACAUGAAACACCCCGAAUUGUACAAAAACAUUGGGAUCUCGCCCCCCAGGGGAUUUCUGUUGCACGGCCCCCCGGGCACCGGUAAGACUCUUUUGGCCAACGCCAUCGCCGGGGAGCUGAAUAUUCCGCUGCUGAAAGUGGCUGCCCCGGAACUGGUGGCCGGAGUUUCCGGCGAAAGUGAGGAGAGGAUCAGGGAACUGUUUGAUAAAGCUAUGGCGUCGUCGCCCUGCAUUCUGUUCAUAGACGAAAUCGACGCCAUCACACAAAACCGACAGAACGCCCAGAAGGAGAUGGAACGCAGAAUAGUCGCCCAGUUGUUGACUUGUCUAGAUGAUUUGGGACAAAACGAAUUGGGCGACAGGGUGCUGGUGGUUGGGGCCACGAACCGGCCUGACUCAAUAGAUCCAGCCCUGCGACGUGCAGGACGUUUCGACCGUGAAAUCUGCCUGGGUAUUCCGGACGUGGCGUCCAGGGCGCAGAUACUGAAGGUACUCACUAGGGGCUUGAAGCUGGCCGAAAACUUCGACAUGGAGGCCAUCGCCAAAUACACUCCGGGCUAUGUGGGCGCCGACUUGUUGUCGUUGACCCGAGAGGCCGCCAUGUCGGCUGUGAACAGGGUUUUCAAUGAAAUCCGGGAGACGCGCAAGUUGUUAGAGGCUCAACAGUCGGCGGAGCCGACCCCCGUCCCCACAGAAGUGACCAAUGAUCUGACUGUCAACAAAGUGGGCGAGGAUAACGACUCGGCCGAGGGCAAAGACGGUGGCGUCUCUAACGACAGUAGCAAAAGCGACGCAGAGCUGCAGGUCGUGGUGGACGACGAGACGUCUAAGGAUGAAUGCGUGGUGGUGGUCAGCGAAGCCGAAGACGGUGGCAAAAAGGUGCCAUCGCCGUCGACUUCGACAACAGUCAACGUGGUCGACGACAAGGACGACAGGUCCUCGGUAAUCGACGUCGGGGACAAUCAGCAGGAGCCGAUGCCCGUCGACACCGUGGUGAAGGACUUGUCACCGUUGGAGGAACUAAUCUCGUGGCUACAUGACAAGCGGUCGCUGAGCCCGGCACAGCUGCACAACCUCUACAUUACAAUGGAGGACUUCGGCAAGGCGCUGAAGUGCGUGCAGCCGUCGGCGAAGCGAGAGGGCUUCGCCACCGUGCCGGACACGACCUGGGCCGACGUCGGGUCGUUGAACGACGUGAGGGAGGAGCUUCAAAUGGCCAUACUGGGUCCAGUUCGGCAUGCGGAACAAUUUGAGGCGUUGGGCGUUAGCGUGCCCACUGGCGUUUUGCUCUGCGGGCCGCCUGGCUGCGGUAAAACCCUCUUGGCCAAGGCCAUAGCCAAUGAAGCCGGAAUCAACUUCAUUUCGGUUAAAGGACCUGAACUGUUAAAUAUGUAUGUGGGUGAGAGCGAAAGGGCAGUACGUGUGUGUUUCGAGCGGGCAAGGAACUCGGCGCCCUGCGUCAUUUUCUUCGACGAAUUAGAUGCCUUAUGUCCAAAGAGGUCCGACUCCAGAGAGGGCGGAGCCACGAUGCGGGUGGUGAACCAAAUGUUGACGGAAAUGGACGGCGUCGAAGGCCGACGUGGGGUCUUCCUGCUGGCGGCCAGUAACCGGCCGGACAUCAUAGAUCCGGCGGUACUACGUCCUGGACGUCUGGACAAAAUCAUCUUCGUGGGUCUGCCGACCGGGUCUGAUCGUGUGGACAUCUUGAGGGCCAUCACCAAGGAGGGCACGAGGCCGCAAUUGGCGCCGGACGUUGAUUUGACGGCGGUUUCGGAGACUUGCCAAGGAUACACCGGGGCGGAUCUGGCAGCUUUGGUCAGGGAGGCUGGUGUGGAGGCGCUUAAGGAGUUUAUGUUGCACGGAGAUUCGCAGCAGCCCUUGAUGGUUGGGACUGAGCACUUCAAAAAGGCGGUAGCCAAGAUUCGACCCUCUGUGUCUGAAAAAGAUCAGAAACACUACGAUAAACUGCGGAAAGUCUACGCUGCAGUUCCAGUCCAAACUGAAGUGGAGGAAAUGGAGUACACCUAGAAUUACUGCACAUUGCAAGAAAGCUAACCAAAAUUGUUGUAAAUAUCCCAUGUUGACAAGGAUUGUUGGUUUUCCUUUAAGUCUUUUAAUUCAGAAAUUUUAUUGAUUUUAUUAUUUUUACAGGAAUUGAACCUUUUUAAUCUUUUCAACUUCAGUAGAAUGUAUUUUAUAUUUAGAUAAAAGUUUCGUAAAAACUUAAA
Molecule: messenger RNA, 3261 nt
Organism: Aethina tumida (small hive beetle)
Lineage: Eukaryota; Metazoa; Arthropoda; Insecta; Coleoptera; Nitidulidae
Gene: smid
Product: nuclear valosin-containing protein-like
Exons: 13
Coding region: 86-3061 (991 amino acids)
Biological process (GO): ribosome biogenesis
Cellular component (GO): nucleus
Molecular function (GO): preribosome binding; RNA binding; ATP binding
Source: RefSeq, a predicted model, not a curated record